Messenger RNA from Hypoxylon trugodes, 1994 nucleotides. RefSeq lists its product as uncharacterized. The record is from RefSeq and is a predicted model, not a curated record. The transcript is spliced from 4 exons. NCBI's taxonomy places the organism in Eukaryota, Fungi, Ascomycota, Sordariomycetes, Xylariales, Hypoxylaceae. The coding region runs from base 156 to 1733 and encodes 525 amino acids.
UAAAGAAUUAAAUGUUAAGAUUUGAUAUAAACUCUCGGUGGGACGGGAAGCUGGAUCCUGGAGUAGUAUAAGUCCGGACCUAGAGUUCUGUGCUUUGCUUCGGUUUAUGUUAACAUGUUUGUUUAGCAAAAACCAUUUCAUUCCUUAUUGGAACGAUGUAUGGACGUCUAAUACUCGCUGGCCCCAUUUUGGUGGCAAUCCUGGCGCUCUUUCUUUCCCCAUGGGAGACACGAUCAAAAUCAGUUACUCCACCGGUUACGGGUCGUAACAACACAGUUCUAUUCCUAGUAAACUGUGAAUAUGGUCUUUCAAACGUGCAUAUGGCAGCAGCAAAUGCUCUACUAGAACGACAUCCCGAAGUUCAUAUACACUUUGGGUCUUUCCCAUCUAUGGCCCCUAGACUAAAGCAUAUCGCAGAACAUGCUAGCAAGAAAACAUCAUCCACGCGAGAAAUCGUAUUUCACGAGCUUCCGGGACACUUGUUAUUUGCAAGUUUCUUUGCAAGACUCAACAAGACGGUUACUGACAUUGUACAUCCACCGGGUCUCAAGGGCGCCAAUGAGAAUAUCAGGGAUAUGGCUUAUUAUGUUUCGCCGUGGACAGCGGAAGACCACAUGACUCUCUAUGAACGUUUUAUAGAAAUAAUAGAUGAGGUAGAUCCUUCUCUGAUAGUGUUGGAUGUUUUCGUACGGCCAGCCAUCGACGCGACACGGAAGCGGAAUAGACUACAUUCCGUCAUCACCCCAAACUAUCUUAUUGAUAAUUUCGCUAUUUACCAACCAUACCUAAGCUGGCUAUGGAAGUACCCCAUAGGGUCCUCCGGUAUACCAUACCCCAUUCCAUGGAGCAGAAUACCAGAGAAUAUCUACCUCGGCAUACGCUACUACUACGCCAUGCUACUCAUGCCCCAUCAUAGAGCCACACUGAAAUACCUGGCUACAAAGGGACUCACAGACCGUGUAACUUGGUUUAAUGUGUACCGUCCUGAUGUUCCUUGGUUCACACAGAAUCUACUAGGCGCUUCCAUCCCCAUGAUGUACACCCCUCCCAAUGUAACAAGCACAGGACCAAUGAUGAUAUCUCUCUCUACAGUCGAGGAAGAAAGUCCAGAGCUAGCCAAAUGGCUCGCCCGGGGACCGACAGUACUCGUCAACCUCGGCAGCUUAUACAUGUGGACCGAAGCCCAGGCCUCGAGCAUGGCGGAAGCAAUUGCGCAUACGCUGAGCGAAAACCCUAAUUUGCAGGUCCUGUGGAAGUUUCGGAAAACCCCGAUAGAUGCGUCAGGUACGGUGUACAGUGACGAGUUCAAGGAGCCGCUUCUCCCGUUUAUUAAGAAUGGACGUAUGAGGAUGGAAGCAUGGUUAGACGUGGAGCCGACAGCUCUCCUGGAGAGUGGGCAUAUCGUUGCCUCGGUGCAUCACGGCGGUGCGGGAUGUUAUAACGAGGCCCUUGGAAACGGGGUCCCUCAGAUAGCUCUACCUCAAUGGGUAGACCAUUACAAUUUCGCCAGUUUGGCAGAAGAUAUCGGGGUAGGCGUCUGGGGAUGUCAGGAGACUAGCCCCUAUUGGACGACGGAGUGUCUUCGUGAGGCUUUUGCUACGAUUGUGGAUCGUAAUGAGACUAGUGCGGCUAUUCGUGAGAAGGCGAGGUAUUUUGGGGAGAUAGUUCAGAGAGAUCCUGGUCAGCAUAUUGUUGCGAGGGAGAUUGCGAAGUUGGCGGCUUCGCGAUGUUAAUGGCGCUGUUCGAGUUACCUUGAAGAUACGGAGGGCCACUCUACGAUAAUUUCGCCUGCGGAAGCUGUGUGAAUGUAUAUUUAACUUGUUCGUACAGAAGUCUGCCUAGUAUAUAUUCUGCAUAUAGAAUCCAUUUUGAUAACUUAGAGUCGAAAGAGAGAUUGAGCGUUGAAGUAAGAAUAUGGCGAUGGGUUUAUUAGCUCUCGCGUAGCUUUGUAGGUCCGUCUCGGCCUACGAUGACCCGUUUUAUGGAUACCUAGG